UGUAACCUCUAUGGAUGAUUUCUUGGAGAAAUUCUUUCCCAAUAUUUAUGCAAAGGAGAAGAGUAAUAAAGAUGUUAACCAAUAUUGUAAAUUCGACAACCACAUGCUCACAUUGUUCACGUCUUCUCUUUACUUGGCUGCAUUGGUUGCCUCGUUGUUUGCUUCCGCAACCACUAGGGUUUUGGGGCGUAAGGUCUCCAUGAUUCUAGGAGGCAGCGUUUUCCUUGUCGGUUCUAUCUUCAAUUGCAUCGCCAAUAACCUGACUAUGCUCAUCAUUGGCCGUUUGUUGCUUGGAGUCGGCAUUGGUUAUGCUAAUCAGUCCGCGCCAUUAUAUCUUUCGGAAAUGGCACCAUCGCAUAUGAGGGGAGCACUUAACAUCGGUUUCCAAUUGGCCGUCUCGAUUGGUAUCUUUGCGGCCAACUUAGUAAACUAUGGUACAUCCCAAAUAAAGGGCGACUACGGUUGGAGAAUCUCAUUAGGUCUAGCCGCGGUCCCCGCUAUUAUCAUGACAAUUGGCGCGACUUUCCUUCCCGAUACUCCAAACUCCCUCAUCGAGAGAGGACAACCGGAAAUGGCAAGAGAAAUGUUGCAAAAAAUUCGUGGUACCACUAACGUGAACGCGGAAUUUCAGGAUCUAGUCGAUGCCACUGAGGCAUCGAAGCAGGUCCAACAUCCUUGGAGGGACAUACUACAAAAGAGGUAUAGGCCACAACUCGUUAUCGGGGUGUUCAUUCCAUUCUUUCAACAAAUGACGGGUAUUAAUGUCAUCAUGUUCUAUGCUCCGGUCCUUUUUAAGACAUUGGGGUUCGGCGACAAUGCCUCGCUCAUGAGCGCGGUCAUCACGGGCCUAGUGAAUGUCUUUGCGACUUUGGUUUCGGUUUUUAGUGUCGAUAAGUUUGGACGAAGGGUGUUGUUCAUUCAAGGAGGAAUUCAAAUGUUUAUUUGCCAGAUUAUAGUUGGAACCCUAAUAGGCAAGACAUUCGGACUUGGUGGUGAAGGGUCAUUCUCCAUAUUAACGGGAAACAUUACUCUCAUCAUCAUAUGUCUCUAUGUCGCGGCCUUCGCAUGGUCAUGGGGUCCACUCGGAUGGUUGGUUCCGAGCGAGAUCUUUCCUUUAGAGACUCGCUCGGCUGGUCAGUCCAUCAAUGUCUCGGUGAACAUGUUAUUCACAUUCAUCAUCGGCCAAUUGUUUCUCUCUAUGUUGUGUCACAUGAAGUUCGGACUAUUCUUUUUCUUCGCCGGAUUCGUCUUGUUGAUGACUAUUUUUGUCUAUUUAUUCGUCCCCGAGACAAAGAAUGUGCCGAUUGAGGAGAUGAAUUGGGUUUGGAAACAACAUUGGUUUUGGGGCAAGUACAUUCCGGAUGAUGCUGUUGGUGUUAUCUUCCACAAUCAUCAUGUUCCUAAACCAGUGUAAUUUUAUUGUAUGCUAACAACUAUAAUAUUCAUGAAAUAAAUGGACUUCAUUUAUUUAUUGUUA
Impatiens glandulifera is the source of this 1477-nucleotide messenger RNA. Its product is annotated as sugar transport protein 4-like. The transcript is spliced from 3 exons. The record is from RefSeq and is a predicted model, not a curated record. Gene Ontology annotation, molecular function: monosaccharide transmembrane transporter activity. Gene Ontology annotation, biological process: monosaccharide transmembrane transport. Gene Ontology annotation, cellular component: membrane. Lineage: Eukaryota; Viridiplantae; Streptophyta; Magnoliopsida; Ericales; Balsaminaceae. Bases 11 to 1414 code for a protein of 467 amino acids.